AGCUGGGAUUUCUCAGACUGAGAACCACAGAAAUUUCAUCACUAAAUCAAGCAUGGCUAUGUCUAUCUUCUCCACAGCAACAUCACCAUAUCAACAAUGCUCAAGAUGUGACACCAGUAGGCUUCACCCACUCGGCCAUGCAAAUUCUUCAAAAACAACCUCAUUUUCUGUCAAGUGUGAACUAAAAGAAGACUCGUUAUCUAGUAGUGUACAAGGCAAGGAGAGAGGCAAAGGAAGUGCACUUAAAGUAGGGUCUCCCGUUAUAGUUAUAGAGGCUCCCCAGAUGCUGAAAACUGCUGCUUCUGUUCCCUGUCUCAGGGUUAAUUCUGGCUUAGUCAAUCCUGGUGAUGUUGGAAGGAUCAUAUCAAGAAAACCGAUGGAUGUAUGGGCUAUUCGCCUCUCCAUUGGAACUUAUCUCAUCGACGGAAGAUACUUCAAACCACUGGAGCUAGAAGCAGAAUGAGAUCUCUUUUUAUCACCCAAAAUCAAACUUCAUCCACAAAGAACAUCUUCAAAAUGGAAUAUGUAUGUACAGUCAAGGAGAUCUGAGAGUUUGCAAAACUACUAGACAAAACUUUAUUGAGUAAUGACUAUAGCUACAGUUCAAAAUUACUUCUCUUCAAAUCCUAUGUAAUGACUAUGAUUUCAAUGUGA
This is a messenger RNA of Daucus carota subsp. sativus, 654 nucleotides long. RefSeq names its product protein CHLORORESPIRATORY REDUCTION 42, chloroplastic. The transcript is spliced from 2 exons. NCBI's taxonomy places the organism in Eukaryota, Viridiplantae, Streptophyta, Magnoliopsida, Apiales, Apiaceae. Gene Ontology annotation, biological process: NADH dehydrogenase complex (plastoquinone) assembly. The record is from RefSeq and is a predicted model, not a curated record. The coding region runs from base 53 to 463 and encodes 136 amino acids.